Molecule: messenger RNA, 1298 nt
Organism: Rana temporaria (common frog)
Lineage: Eukaryota; Metazoa; Chordata; Amphibia; Anura; Ranidae
Product: chemokine-like receptor 1
Exons: 2
Coding region: 231-1202 (323 amino acids)
Biological process (GO): complement receptor mediated signaling pathway; positive regulation of cytosolic calcium ion concentration; inflammatory response
Cellular component (GO): plasma membrane
Molecular function (GO): G protein-coupled receptor activity; complement receptor activity
Source: RefSeq, a predicted model, not a curated record
GCUGGUUCGUUUUUAAAAAGAUGACUCAGGACAGUUUUGUUGCAAUGAGGAAGUAAUACCUAGAGUUAAGUUUUUCAUGGAGGAAGAUCAUGUCACCGCACGUUUACUAACUGUAAGAAACAGUUUUGUACAACUGAGAAAACACGCAAACUGUCAGAGCCUGUAAGGAGAGACUUCACUAUCAACUGCUCAACAACUGUAAGAACAGUCUACUUUCCCAUGCAAAUAUAAUGGAGAACAUCUCAAUUUCCAACUUGACCUCUAUCUUCAAAGCCAGUGAUGGAUCACAAGGACAUUGUGUCAACCUCACUAAAGAAGAUAACCAGAUUGCUCGAAACAUUAACAUUUCCUCAGCGGUCAUCUGUUCCUUGGAAUUCCUCGUAGGAAUAACAGCCAGUGGAUAUGUUAUCUGGAUGAAAGUCUACAGAUUGGAGAAGACAUUCCGCUCAGUGUUGACCCAAAGUUUGUUAAUCUCUGGAUUCAUUUGGUCAAUAUUUUUGCUACUAAACAUUGUCUACUUUGCCUGCAACAUUAAUUGGCCUUUUGGUUCUUUCAUGUGCCAACUACAGAACGUUAUGUUCCAUCUCAACAUGUUCAAUAAUGCUUUUACUCUGACCUUGUACAGUGUUGACUAUUGCUUCGUUGUGAUGUGGCCCUUAAAAUACAAUGUCUACAGAAGACCUCACCUGGCCUCAGUAGAAGUCAUAGUUUGCUGGAUUAUUGCUGUUUGUGUCAGUGUUCCCUAUUUUUUCUUCAAAACCACCUAUGAAUGUUAUAGUACAAUCAAAUGUUAUAACAGAUUUGAUGAUACUGAAAUAACCAAUAUCUGGAAACACAGAAAUAAAGUCAUAGCAAUAAUAACAUUCAUUGUAGGGUACUGCAUUCCUAUCCUAAUCAUGUUGUUGUGUUUCGGUAUUACGGCCAAGGUUUAUCAUCAGAAGAAGACAUCAAAAUAUACCCCAGCCCUAAAGAUGAUCUUUACCUUUCAGACAUUGUUUGGUGUUUGUUGGUUGCCAUAUCAUGUUUUAUCCUUAAUAAGACUUUCCUUAUCUACUUCCCGAGAAAAAAACCUGGUUGGAGUUGUGGAAAUGGUUCAGCCGAUCACAAUAAGCCUGGCUUCUUUGGGUGGUUUAGUCAAUCCCAUUCUUUAUGCAUUCAUAUCUCCAGAUUUCAAAAAGAAAUUACUGAAAUACCGGAAAUAACCAGAUGGACAAUUUAUUUUGAAGUUUAGCUUUAAAAAUCUUUCUGAAUUGUAAACUUAUUUUUUGUAAAAUUAAACUUAGUGUCAUUUAUGUUUU